AUGAAAUGCAUGAUGGGGCUGUAUUCCAGUGGUGCGCUGGGCGGCGUCGAGGUGUUGGACGGCGGGCUGGUGGGCGGCGAGCUGACCGCACAUGUCUUGAGCGCGCAGGCCGCCGCGCACGCCGCCGCCACCGCCGCCGCGGCCGCUCAUCAACAGCAGCAGAUGGCAGUGCAGCAAAUCAAAACGUCUCCGUCGUCCGGUCGGUCGACCCCAGUGAAUCCUGCAUCCGUAGCACCACCCACCGGUGCCUCAUCACCGUCUCCAAGCAAGCUCUUCGUGGGCGGGCUCAGUUGGCAGACCAGCUCGGACAAGCUGAGAGAAUACUUUGCGAUGUUCGGACCGGUGACCGAUGUCUUGAUUAUGAAGGAUCCGGUUACACAGCGUUCGCGCGGCUUCGGCUUUAUAACGUUCCAGGAGGCGUCGUCCGUCGACAAAGUGCUGGCUGUCCCGGUCCACACCCUCGACGGAAAACGCAUCGACCCCAAGCACGCGACGCCGAAGUCAGCCCCUCGCCCCGCCAAGACCAAGAAGAUUUUCGUCGGCGGCGUCGGACAAGACACUUCUGCCGAAGAAGUACGCGCGUACUUCUCCCAGUUUGGAUUAGUUGAAGAUGCGGUCAUGCUGAUGGAUCAGCAGACCAAACGCCACCGCGGCUUCGGCUUCGUAACCUUCCAUUCAGAGGAGGCAGUGGAACGCGUUUGCGAUAUCCACUUCCACACGAUCAAGAAUAAAAAGGUGGAGUGCAAACGCGCUCAGCCGAAAGAGGCUGUAGCGGCUGCACCUUUAGCGCUCGGCAAGAGGCUGGUUCUACGGCCGGGCCGUGGCUUGGUGUACGCCACGGGAGGCGUCGGCGCCGUGCCGGCCGUCGGCGCCGCUCACGCUUACAGGUACGCUCCCUACGCGCUGCCCACAGCCGCCGCCACCACAACCCUAGUGGCGCCACCGGCACCGGCGCCGGCGCCCGCUCUGCCGCAGUUCGGCGCCGCUUACUCUCUAGCCGGCGUCGACAUGUCCUCGUUCCAAGGCGUCGACUGGGGCGCCAUGUACGGACUCCCCAUGUACAUCUAAGCUCUCCGGCGCCACCCCGAAGGUUAAUAGGCCGCGCUGCGACUUUUUCUUUUCACGACAGUUCCUAUGUUUUACUUUAGGCUCGUCGGCUAUCAGUAUUGGCGUGUAGGCUAGCUCGGUCGCACGACCGUUUCAAAGAUGACGCAUUUUUUAUUUAAGGUGAUCUCAGAUAUAAUUUAGGAUGCGAGAGGAAGCAAUCUCCCACUGUCAUGGUUUAGUAGAUAGUGCACGAACGUUGGCAAUAUAUUCUUAACUAUUAUUUAUAUUGUAGCGACGAAUGUAUGAAUCUCAUUGCAGCUCUGUAUUUUUUAUUAUAAUAAGCGUAUUUUUAACGCGCUGCGACUCGUGACGUCAUGGUUUUAAUAGUGCCAUUUUGUUCAAAGAUGUUUCAAUUAGUUUUCGAUACACCCUACAAGCGAGCCGACCUCGUGGUCAGUUACAUUUCAAAUAUGAUUUUUAUUCGAUGACGUUUAAUUAAGGACAGUUUGCUCAAAUUUAGUAUUGAAAUUCCUACCUUAAAUUGUGCCAAAUCGUCAUUUUUUGUAGGAUGUAUAAAAUAAUCUUCAAUUAAUAUUAGCUGUUUCGAUUUCACGAGCUUAUGUAAGAUGGCAAACGCAAUUUUAUCGUAGAGCAAUUACGAGUUGUAGUAACUGGAACGUUUUACAAAAAAAUGACGUGAACAUCGAGAAAAUGCUAAAAAUAGGCGUCUUUCGUGCUUUGUUGCGUUCAAAAACCGCGCUUUUGUGACCGUAAAUGACAUUUCGUCAUAAUGACGCGCAACGUUGACGAAAAUGACGCCCCACCGUCAUAAUGACGCCCAUCACGUCACGGGGCGUAGCGCGCCUCACAGCUCACGUACUAUCACAUACAUAUCUAACUGAGUAAGCAAUUCAUAUACAUAAUAUGUAUGACUUAUUUACGUAGAUAUAUUUAUAGUGUGGGCCGAGAAUGUUGCAGUGGCAUUUAAAUAUACGAAAUAUAUUAUAAUAUAAUAUAUUAUUUACAGCAGAUUUACGUAUAUUCGCGCUUUAAAAUUCAGAGAAGAGUUUUAUUUUUAUUGUUUGAUUAUAUUUAAAUAUUAAUAUGUAUUGGCAACUUUUCGGUUAAUAUUUCCUUGAAACAGUUGUCUCUAUUUACUUAUAGAACAGAUAUUUAUUAUUUUUAGCUAUUUAAUAGUUAUAAUUUAUCAGCAUAGCUUAACUGAAAACCAUCAGUCAAACCUGAUGUCUCGCAAUAAUAUGUAAUAGACAGAUACACGCAAUAUAAGUCAUAAAUCAAACUACUUCCACUUUAAGUGCCACUGCAUCGUCUCAGCUAUAAGUAAUUAGUAUUAUAAUUAGUGUAGCUGAUACCAGGGAAUGCGAUAUGCAACUAACACCGCAGCGUGUCAAAUGACAAUAAGCUAUAUAUAAGCUGUAGACAGCCUGCCUUUGCCUGCGUUCCGUCGCCGAGCCACCCUGGUCGUGGGUUAUAAUGACAACUAUAGUUUAACCGCUGGAUUGUGCCAAUCGAAAUCUUGCCAGACCACCGCGUUGGGCGCCAUCUUUCGAGCCACCACCGCGUUGGGCGCCAUUUUAGUCGGCAUUUUACGUUUGAGCGUGUAUGCUUAAAAUUUAUUCGGAAGCAAAGCUGUAACUUAUCAUUCAAGUAAUAGUCUUGCCAUCCCACCUAGUGAGGUGCCAUUUUAGUAAGCAGAAAGUCUUAGAACAAUUUUAUGAACUUCGGCUUCUUACACACGCAAUACAGCUGCAUUAGUACUGCCAAAGCUGCAAAAUUGGCAGUUUUGGUGUUGUUUGAAACAAUAUUACGACUGCACGUUUGUAAUUGCUUCAAGAGAAAACCAACUUCAAUAAAACUGUAAUAACUAACGCAAAAAUAUACAGUUAGCACUUUCAAUACAAUAACGCCAACUGCAUCCAAACUGAAAUUCUGCAGUUAGGAGUCCUAAAGCAGUCUGUAAUAAGUCUCUUACCCAGUGUCAAGUGAAAAACGUGACCAUAAAGUAACUACUGAUGAAAAUUUAUCAAAUAUUAGCUUGCUUUGGUUUUUAUAGUAUACAAGGCAAUGUAAACGCUAGUGGGACAUUAUACUUAAUAUCUCAAACUCUCAAUUACAAAACGUACUUAAAAG
Ostrinia furnacalis (Asian corn borer) is the source of this 3198-nucleotide messenger RNA. RefSeq names its product RNA-binding protein Musashi homolog 2. Bases 1 to 1068 code for a protein of 355 amino acids. Gene Ontology annotation, biological process: regulation of translation. Gene Ontology annotation, cellular component: cytoplasm. The transcript is spliced from 4 exons. Gene Ontology annotation, molecular function: mRNA binding. The record is from RefSeq and is a predicted model, not a curated record. NCBI's taxonomy places the organism in Eukaryota, Metazoa, Arthropoda, Insecta, Lepidoptera, Crambidae.